UCGUUUUUCAGCGUUAUGGGGGAUCACGAGCUCAGCGAGACGACUAAAACUGAUUGCGCAUCUUCGUUUCCAUCCUUCUCUGAGCUGCCGGCUGAGCUCAGAAACGAAGUUUGGAAGCUCAGUCUGCCGGACACGUCGGCACCCGUUCUGGUCUCCUUGGACGUCAACUCCUGGAAUGCUUCCGGCACGGAGCCUGAUCUCUGCGUCGAGUAUCAACUUAACAAGCGUGACCCGAUUUACUACCAAGUUCCAUUGGCUUUCGUCAACCAUGAGGCUCGCAGUAUAGCUCUGGCUUGGGCCCGCAAGCACGAAUGCACAAUGCUCGCCCGCGACGGGAAGGACCCUGUUUUUGCCAGACCAUUCGACCAUAAGAAAGACGCGAUUUAUCUCGAUUGUAUAGAUCUAGUGGAUAUCAAACACCGAUACAUGGAUAGGACGAAUGAGCCCGAUCUCCUUGACCGGGAUGUCGAUAUAGUAUCGGAUGUCGAGUACGUUGUUUCAACUCAAAGCUUUCUCCAAGAACCGACGUUGUUCUCGAUAAAAGACGUGUUCGAUAUCUGGCCAAUGGUGCAUACUUGGUAUAUUAUCGAGGGCACGCCGUCAAACUUCUCGUCCCACAAAAGCAAACUUGGCGGGCCAAGAUGGGAGAUCACCAGUGUGGAAGGCAUAGUGUCUACCUGGAACCUAGAAGAUGAUUGUUUUGAUUACAACGUUGACUUUGAUGACGAUGGUGGAAAUCUUCCGUACGGCUCGGGGGAAGCUUCGCACGAAUUUGGUGAAGCUCUUCGAAGAGGUAUUACCCAGUUUCAAAUCCGACUUGUCGACAUCUGUGAGGCCGAGGAUUACUAUCUGGAGCUCUAA
Periconia digitata is the source of this 861-nucleotide messenger RNA. The record is from the annotation of a GenBank genome assembly. Lineage: Eukaryota; Fungi; Ascomycota; Dothideomycetes; Pleosporales; Periconiaceae.